CUGUUAUUUUGUGACUUUUUUGAAAUAUUUCAUAUAGAAACAAAAACAUUUCAGAGUUGUCAGAUGAUAUUAACUUUUCUGUUGUUAAUCUUUCUUCAACUAUCAGGUAAGUUUCAAGCAUGAUUAUAUUUGAUAUCUUUGUACAGCUUGCCAAGCAGUUGCAUCCCAAAGUGUUGUGACUACAUCAAUGCCAUCAACCUUGCUUCCAUUUACAGAUCUUAUCAUCACAGUGCAAGCAAAGGACUCUGGAGGGGUCUCUCUCACAUCUGGAGGUGAAGACUUCUAUAUCUCUCUGAACAACCACUGUACUUGGGUUUCUGACACUGUAUGAACCCCUGUAUCUCCUGCUUCAACUGCUCUUGACUCAGAAAUCUCCACAAGAAUGACGGAUAACUCUGACGGGACUUACUCGUACACCCUCAGAGUAGACAAGGAAGGGACAGUUACUUACAGAAUCAUGCUGACUCAGACAGGAGUUGUCACUGCUGAUUAUUAUAAAUUGAGUGGAACGUUUUUAGGAACAACUCAAGUAUCCAAUAUUGAUUUUACUUAUGGAGGCAUCACAGUAGGAGAUUCUAUCGUUUAUGUAAGUCGUUAGGCUAUUUUAUAGAAUGGAGAGUACGAUUAUAUUCGAGGAGAAUUCAGAGGGCUAAUAAAACCUCCCAGAUCAGAAACUUAUUCUUUUGACUUGAUCAAACUAGAUAGAGGAUGGAUUGAAAUCGGUAAAGAUGAUUAAUACUCCCAAUUCUAAUUUAAUACUAUUACAGUCUUUCAUAAAAAAUGUGCAGGGAUUAUUUUUAGAAGUUCAUAAAUCACUUAACUCAAAUCCUAAAAUAGAUGGUGUGAGCAUGAUACCCGGAGGAUCAACUUAUUCUGAGAGCUUCACAAUGGCAAUGGACACUAAUAAUGUCUAUUCCUUUUAUGUCAGCUGGGAGGAAGACUUGUCUACAGCUGAAAUUAAACUUCACUGGAAUGAAACAGGAAGCAUGGCUGCUGUCCAGUCCCAAUAUUUUAUAUUACCAGAUGAAGUUGUGAAUGGAAAUAUAACUAUUGCUUGUCAAUCAGGAUACGCGGUCCAAGCAUCAGACCCUUCUUCGUGCACUGAUGUGUGUGGGGAUGGAAUCCUUACUUCGGGCGAAACAUGUGAUGACAGGAAUAUUGUUAGCGGUGAUGGUUGAUCUUCGGACUGUCAGACUAUUGAGAAUAAUUACAUCUGUGUAUAUAACUCUGGUUUACCCGGCCAUGAGUGAUCGUCAUGUGGAACAUCUGGGUACCCAAAUACAGCCAAAGAUGCAUGCAUACUAUGAAGUAGCGGAUACCAGCAUGCCUCUUCAAAUCUGAAUACUUGCACACAAAUUUGAGGUGACGGCAUUCAGGUAUCUGGGGAAACUUGAGACGAUGGAAACUCUCUCUCAGGUGAUGGCUGCAGCAAGGAAUGUCAAAUAGAAGAACACUAUAAAUGAACUGGACAACCUUCUGUUUGUAAGGUAGAUAAGAUUAAAGCAGAGCAAAGUGUCGAAGCUGUUGGACAAGCAGUGUCUAUAUCAAUAUCUGUUGGAAUGACAUCUCAGGUCGCACUCUCGUUCUCUUUAGGACAAAGCCCAUCUUCAAUAUGGAUGUUGAUUAAUAUUAGUCAGAUUCUUCAGUAUACUGCAAUGCUUACUCUAUAUUUCCCAAAAUUAUUGAUUUCUUCUUAUCGUCAUCUGAGCAUCGCUAAUUUUGACAUCAGCAUUUUUCCUAACGUAUUUACGACGCUAUUUGAUAAGUCGUUAAUCGAAGGAAGAGAUUCAUUCGAUUACAGAUUUGCCAAUCAGAACAUCGAGUCAACUAAUAUUUUCCUAAACUGAGGAGACGUUGUUUUCUUAUUGAUACUAUUUCUCUUUUUGAACAUUAUAAUUGCUCUGUUAUCAGCCACCUGUAAGGCUUGUAAAUGUAAAAAAGAUUCGGAAGACAAAAGAGGAUUUUGAAGAAGAAUUAUGUCUCACUUUAUUUCCAGGGUGAUCCAAAUCAAAAACGAUUUCUUCUUCAAUUCCAUACUCAGAGUUAUUUUUGAAGUUUACCUUCCUCUGAGCUUUGCUAGUAUCUACAAUACCUAUGAUAUGAAGCUGGAGAAUUACAUUGAUUAUUUCUCUCAUGCGGUAUCAAUAUUCUUCAUUAUUAUUUUUGUUCUUGUGCUAGCCAUUAUUCCUAUAAUUUUGUGGUGUCGUAAAGUAUCUAAAACUCAACAAGAAUCAGGAAGAAUCAGAAUCUUAUUCAAGGAUCUAAAAAAUGACAAGAAAAUUGUAGUUUUAGACAAUUUCUUUCUGUUAUUAAGAAAAUUGUCAUUGUCCUUAUUGCUAAUAUUUGGGUGGAAUCAUGGAAUCGUACAGAUCUCAAUUAUGAUAACUAUUGGAUUUUUAAUAGUUCUAUGGAAAAUAAUAGUCAGGCCAUACCAAAGCAAAUUAUUAAACUUCCAAGAUAUUCUGUUUGAAUCUCUUUUGCUAUCAAUCUUGGUUUUAUAUUUAAACUUCUGAUCUAAAUCAAGCGAACUGUCGACCUCUGGAUUUUCUCAUAUCUGUGGAUUUAUCUGAUUAGUUCUAAUUGUCUGGAUGACAAUCAUGAAUUAUACAAUUGCUAUAACUUUGUUCUUCAAAAAUUUGAAGAAGUCUUCUUCUAAAGCUUCAGUAGGAGUCAAGCCUCAAGAAGCAAAGAAUACCAAAUUUGACAGCACAAGGCAACCUGGGAACCCCAACUUAAGACAAGAAAAUAUCAACUUUGAUUCACGAGGCUCCAAUAACCUUCUCAUUAGAAGCAGAGGAAAAGGAGUUAAGUGCCCUGUUGAGAGUAUUAAUUUAUCUCAGUCAUUCCACCGCCCUCUUACUAACAGGUUGCCUCUAAGAGAUCGAGAUCAUAUCCAGCUUGGCUUUUUCAAAAAAGGUGUUUUAUGUAGAAGCACCUUCCAGUAAAUUCUCUUGAUACAAUUAUUUGAAAUGGAGUAUCAUUAAUCUGAGAAUUCGGAAC
Moneuplotes crassus is the source of this 3000-nucleotide messenger RNA. NCBI's taxonomy places the organism in Eukaryota, Ciliophora, Spirotrichea, Euplotida, Euplotidae. The record is from the annotation of a GenBank genome assembly.